CGUCAGUCUCUUGCUCACCCUCGCCAGAACACCAACACAGAUCAAGGCCAUGUCUGCGUACACAACAAUGCUGGUGGUGAUUAUGGUGGCGUUGGCUGGCGUUGCGAAUGCAGUGGCUGACCCCGUGGCUGACCCCGUGGCUGACCCCGUGGCUGACCCAGUGGCUGAUCCUGAAGCUGAUCCCGUGGCUGACCCCGUGGCUAACCCUGUAGCUGACCCCGAGGCUGACCCCGUGGCUGAGGCAAAGGCUGACCCCAUAUACCCCGAGGCUCCUCCCGUAUACCCCAUCGUUGACCCUGUAUACCCCGUGGCUGCCCCGGAGUACCCCGUGUACCAUGCCCCAGCUCCUUGCUACCCUAAAACAGCCUACGUCACUGCUGUUAAGGAAGCUCUACAAGAGGUACCAGUAUACAAGACAGUAGUGCAGAAGCAAGUUGUACCUACCACCCUCUACAAGACCCACUACCAAACCCACUACCAGACUAAGUACCAGACCCAGUUCGUGCCCAAGUACGUCACCGAAACGGCCUACAAGACCCAAGUGCAGUACGUGCCUCACUACGAGACCAAGUACCAGACCCAGUACCACACACAGUACGUAACUAGAGCCGAGUAUGUGCCUACGUACGUGCCUCUCACGCUCUACAAGACCCACUACCAGACCCAGGUUAAGUACCAGACCGUGUAUACCACCCAUUACACGCCCCAGUACGUGACCCAGACCCUAGUCAAAUACCAGACGGCGUACCAGACCAAAGUUGUACCAGAGUACGUGACAGUACCCGUGGAGAAGGUCGGCUACGUCACGGCCUGCCCUACACCCUACUACUAAAAACAAAAGCGGACCCAACAAUCGACCCUAUUUAAACUCUCACAGUUUACGAUUGUAUAUAAGAAAAAAAAUAACUCGAUAUCUCUAGAAUUUAUCUCUCAGUUUUUAGCCACCAAAUGGAUUUAAAACUGAUAUUUAAAAAUAGGAAAUCGAGAAGUCAUGUGGGAUUCGAUCCUGUGUUCAGGAUUCCAGCUUCCAUGUUAUGUUCUGGUGCUACGGCCAAAGGAUUCAAAGUGUAAUAUAGAAUAAAGAAUCGCAUUGUA
This is a messenger RNA of Cherax quadricarinatus, 1095 nucleotides long. RefSeq names its product adhesive plaque matrix protein-like. Lineage: Eukaryota; Metazoa; Arthropoda; Malacostraca; Decapoda; Parastacidae. The record is from RefSeq and is a predicted model, not a curated record.